AUGAAAUACGCUAGAAAUUCGGUAGGAUAUUAUUAUAAUUCUCAUAAAGAUUCAUUUAUUGAAAUUGUUGCGAACUUUAAUAUCACAAAAUAUACUUUUGUAAUUAUUACUACAGAUGUAAAUGAAAUAGAGAAGUAUGACAUUUUAUCAUCUAUGAAGCAAUAUGUAAAUAACACUGAGUUUUGUUUUGAAGAAUAUACUGUUCACUACGUAAAUACAACCUAUAUGACUGCUAUUGCAAAAAAGUUAGGUUCGUAUGUUAGAAAUAUUUUUGUAAUUUUUAACUCUGCAGAUGGCUUUCUACGGUUUUUUGAGAUAUGCACAAAAAACAAUGUAACGUUUGGUAGGGUGAUUGGGAAUACCAUAUCUGAUAAGUUUAUUGGAGAUAUAUUAAAAUAUUUUUGGAGUCAUUUGAAAAUGGAUACAGAAUUUUACUUUUAUACUCAAACUUUAAACUCUUUGAAAAAUGUAGCGUCAAACGACAUUAUCAGUUUGAUAAGCUUAGUCUACAAGGGAACAGAAUACACUAGUGUUACAAAAAAGCAACAACUAACCAAAUGUAAUAUGAUUUGCCCACCCGCUUUUGAACAAAAACUUUUACUUAUGAUAUCAAAUGAAGAAAAAAUGCAAAGUCGUAUUUGCACCAGUUGCCAAUUAAGUUAUUUUAAAAGAAGUUACGGAACACACAAAUGUGAAAAAUGUCCUUUAGGUUAUACUUCAAAUAGAAUUAACACAGCCUGCUUACUAACAUUUGGUGUGGAUUUAACUUUUCAAUGCAUUGAAGGCAUUAUAAUUACUCUAAUAGCUGCUUUUUCUACCAUGAUUGGUUUAAUUAUAGCUGUAACAUUUAUAUUGAAUAGAAAUACACCUGUUGUAAAAUCAUCAAACUUUAUAUUGUCAUUGACUCAAAUAUUAUGUUAUAUGUUAACUUCGCUUCUUUUACCACUUUUCUACGUCUCCAACAAGGAGUUGUUUUGUUAUUGGCGAAGUUUUAUAAUUAGCUUCCUACUUAUUACUGCAACAUCAAUUACUUACAUCAAAACGAGGAAGUAUAUUUAUAUUUUUAAAACUCUCAUUCGUUUUUCUAAGAAAGAAAAAAUAUUUUCCACAUCAAUUGAUAUUAUGAUAAUGAGUUUCAUUUUGAUCGUGCAAAUUUUGUUAGCAACCAUUUUACUUGUUAAAUCGCCGCCAGUUGUCAUCUCAUAUUUAAACUACGAGAAAAAAACUAUAACAUUUCAAUGUACUGGAGAUUCUCAAUUGAACCCUCAAGUUAUAUAUAUUGGUUUUAUGUUGCUGAUUUGUUCUAUUCAAAGUUUUUAUGCUCGAAAUCUUCCCUCUUACUAUAACGAGACACUUUCUAUUACUUACAGUACAGGAAUAUCAUUCUUAUUGUUAAUUUGUUACUUUCCUCUUUACUAUGGUAACAAGGACAUCAAAUCGAGAACCACGGCUAUUUCAAUUUUGAUUCUAACAAUUAACUUAAUUUUAUUGACAGUAUUGUUUACACCAAAAAUAAUUGUAAUUUAUUUUAAACCUGAAAUCAACAGCAAGCGUAGUGUUCAUAUGGAAAUGAUGAAAUAUGCUCAAUCAAAUUCUGCAAAUUCUUUAUAA
Molecule: messenger RNA, 1611 nt
Organism: Hydra vulgaris (swiftwater hydra)
Lineage: Eukaryota; Metazoa; Cnidaria; Hydrozoa; Anthoathecata; Hydridae
Source: RefSeq, a predicted model, not a curated record